GCCCGCUCUCCAGUCUGCGCGCUUGCGCGAAUGCACCGGCGGUCGCCCUUCUCCCACCUGCAGUCGCGAGUGGGUGACAGGGCCCCCUUCUCCACGAGCGUCGUGACCCGGAACCGCGAGUGGAGCUAAGCCCCUCCAGUGCCUUUGUGCUGCUGUGCCUUUACCCCAACCACAGAAAAUGAUGAGGUCCCAGGGUUCAGUUUCAUUUACUGAUGUAACUGUGGACUUCACCCAGGAAGAGUGGGAGCAACUGGACCCCUCUCAAAGGAUUCUAUACAUGGACGUAAUGCUGGAGAACUACAGCAACUUACUUUCAGUGGAAGUGUGGAGGGCCGAUGACCAGGUGGAGAAGGAUCCCAGAGACCCAGAUGAGCAGGCAAGGCCACUUACAACCCCCAAGAACCAACCACCAAUUGAAGAAAGAGGCAGUCUUUUUGGAAAGACAUUAAAUCUGAACACGGAUUUUGUUUCCUUAACACAAGUUCCCUAUAAAUAUGAUUUAUAUGAAAAAACUUUGAAAUAUAAUUCAGACUUACUUAGUAGUAGAAGCUGUGUAAGAAGGAAGGGUGAGGAAUGCAAUGGAUUUGGGAAACCACUUCUGUAUCUGAAGCAAGAGAAGCCCCAUGAUGGAGUAGAAUACUCAGAAUAUAAUAGGAAUGGAAAGGUUCUCAGCCAUAAAGAAGUCAUCUUUAAACAUCAGAAAAUUAAGAACUUGGUUCAGCCUUUUGUCUGUAAUUACUGUGACAAGGCCUUCUCCUUCAAGUCGCUCCUCAUUAGCCAUAAGAGGAUACACACAGGAGAAAAGCCCUAUGAAUGUAAUGUGUGUAAGAAAACCUUCUCCCAUAAGGCAAACCUCAUCAAACAUCAGCGAAUUCAUACCGGAGAGAAACCCUUUGAAUGUCCUGAGUGUGGAAAAGCAUUUACCCACCAGUCAAACCUUAUUGUGCACCAGAGAGCACAUAUGGAGAAGAAGCCGUAUGAAUGCAGUGAAUGUGGAAAGACCUUUGCUCACAAUUUUGAACUCACUACACACCAGAGAAUUCACACAGGAGAGCGGCCCUAUGAGUGUAACGAAUGUGCAAAAACCUUCUUUAAGAAAUCAAACCUCAUUAUACAUCAGAAAAUUCACACAGGGGAAAAACGCUAUGAGUGCAGUGAAUGUGGGAAAUCGUUUAUCCAGAACUCACAACUUAUCAUCCAUAUGAGAACUCAUACUGGGGAAAAACCCUACGAAUGUACUGAAUGCGGGAAGACUUUCAGCCAGAGAUCGACUCUUAGAUUACAUCUGAGAAUCCAUACAGGAGAAAAACCCUACGAGUGUGCUGAAUGUGGGAAAGCCUUCAGCAGAAAGUCUCGACUCAGUGUCCAUCAGAGGGUUCACACAGGAUAGGUCCUGAGGCUACAGUCAGAUUGUACCGUGGAAAACCAUCAAACCAGAAUUCUUCCAGUGAGAGAGAAACCUUCAUGAAGAUGCUGAAGGAACUUGGGAAAUCACAUUGAGAUGCAAGCUAAUUCAAAAACUUAAGAAAAAAAGGAUGUCAUAAAAAUAUUAUACUGAAAGUUAGUAUCCAUAUGUAUGUAUUUCAGUACACAUAUCCCCAGAUCCAGUUGUAAAUAGACAUACCCAGCUCUAUUUCCAUGAGCUUUUAUGGCUUUUUGUGCUGCUGGGAUUCAAACCUAGGGAGUUGCCUGUGCUAGGCAAUUUUUUUUACCACUGAUCUACAUCCCCAGUCCACAGUGGCCUUUUAAAAAUCUUGAAUCAACUGAAUAUUCUAGGAGGAGAAAUAAAGAUUAUAUAAAAAUACAAUAGGAAUUUGUAUUUAAGGAUAUGCCACGAAACAUAAAUUGUUUUAAAUCUGUUUAUGUAAGUUUGAUGGCUACUGGGAAUGUGAAAUUCUCAUCUAUGAAAUUGCAUCACAGCAAACACAAGGUUUCCCCUACUCAAUAUCACGUUUGUGUUUCCAAUGCAGUGUGUAUCCAAAGGAAAAUGUGAUGGACUUAAAGAAGUAGCAUGUAGCCUCUCCUCUACAGCCAGAUCAUACAAAUUGGUGUAGCCAUUGUUAAUGAGCUGCCUGGUCACUAAAGAAAAAGAGUUUUAGCCUGCUUCUGGGUUUGAAGAUUUUCUAAGGCAAUAUAUAUAUGCAAAGGUCUGCUGUGCAGGGAAUGGCCUCUUCUAUCAUGCUCUUGUUCUUUCUCCCCAAGGCGUUUACAUACAAGUUCGUGUCCUCCAAAAUACCAUGUACCCCAGAAAAUUAUUUUUGUAUGUUUCUGUCUUCCUCUUAAUGCUUUAUGAAUUGUCCUACCAAAAAAAAUGGGUAGGGUGCCUGUGUAGCUCCCAAAUGUUACAUUUCAGAGACUUUGAAGAAAAAAGAUCUGUUAAGAUCUAUGUUUCAUUAUAUAGCUUCUGUGUGUGUAAUCUACUUUAGAAAUUGUUUUUGCUGUGUCCCUCAAAGGAAGUAUUUCUGCUUUAUCCCCCAUGUAACACUGCCCUUUGGAAGCUGACUUAGCUUUGUCUGUCACCUUGCCUCGUGGGGUUCACAAGCACUUUAUGAGUAUCAACCAUAUUUACUUUUCUAUUGCAGUGAGCAAACACCAUGACCAAGGCGACUUAUAGGCUCACAGUUCCAAAGGGUUAGAGUCCCAUGACCCUCAUGGGGGGGGGGGCAUGGCAGCAGGUAGCCAUCAUGGAGCAGUAGCUUAGAGCUCACAUCUUGAGACACAAGCACAGAAGAGCAAGCUAACUAUGGGCUUUUGAAACCUCAAAGCCCACCUCCAGUGACACACUUCAUCUUUACCAAAUAGUGCCAACUGGAGACCAACAUUCAAACCUGUGAAUCCAUAGGGGCCAUUCUCAUUCAAACCACGUAAGUUAGACUUCGGUGCUCUCCAUAUGCUGGUGGCUAACAUACACAAUUUAGGAUUUUUUGCCAGGUGUGGUGCUAGGCGCCUUUAAUCCCAAAAUUUGGGAGCCGGAGGCGGUUCGAUCUGAGUUGGAGGCUAGUCUGGUCUACACAGUGAGACCCUGUUUGAAAACAAACUUUAUAUAACUGAAAGAUGAUCAUUUGAAGCUUGGUUCCAAAUCACAAGUUCAGCUUUUUCAUUAUGCAUUAAAAUUAAACAUGGAAACCACAACUGGAAUUUA
Molecule: messenger RNA, 3142 nt
Organism: Cricetulus griseus (Chinese hamster)
Lineage: Eukaryota; Metazoa; Chordata; Mammalia; Rodentia; Cricetidae
Source: RefSeq, a predicted model, not a curated record